UUUUUUUUUUUUGCAACUUUCAUCUUUCUCCCUCCUUGGGUAGGAAGCCAUUGUUUCGUUUGAACGAUUGCAUCUAAAAAACUCCUGCAUAUUCCGUUUAGACGAAUAAUCUCCGUCUUGGUUUGGUUUCGUUGUCGCACCCACCGUUUCAAUUUUCUUAUUCCGGGAAAAAAUUUCUGGUGAUGCGUUGAACGAAUUUCUCCGUGGUAUUGAUUCUAGGGCUUAGGCUGAUUAAUAUCGGGAGUGAUAGUCAUAUAUAGAAGAUAUUAUUGCGUAGGGAUUUUAGGGUUUUCUGGUUUGGUGCCAUCACUGUAAUUGAGGCUAGUUCCUUUAUUGGUAGGUUUAUCGAUAGCGAUUAUGAUCUUCGAGCAUCUUUAAAAUCAUCCUGUGGGAGAGACGGUUUUCUCGUCACUGAUUUUCGUGUAGCUUUGAGACGAAUCAUUAUUUUUUGUGGGAAAUUUUGGAUUUUGAGAUUAAGCAGACGAAUGAUUGUGAUAUCUUCCCUGCCCUUUUGUGGUGUUAGGUGAUUAGAGGGUAGCGAGAUAUUCAGCAUUUUAUAUAGGAAGACGAGGCUUUUUGGUUAUAUUGUUCUUGAGGGUGAAAAAGGCCAGAGGAUUUGCAAUUUCGUUCUUUUAUUCUGAUGAAGUAUAGCUUUACUGAUGGAGAAACGUGAACCCUCUUUAGUUCCUGAAUGGUUGAGAAGUACAGGGCAUGGUUCUGGUGUUGGGAGUAAAAAUCACAUUCUAUCAUCUUCUUCUCGUUCAGAUUCUUCCUUGUCACAUAAUAGCAAGAGUAGGAAUUCUAGGAGCAAAUGUGAUGUUGAUUCAGCUCGGUCUCCGUUUCUCGAUCGAUCUUCUUCCACCAAUGCACGGAGGGGAUUUAGUAAUGGGUCUACCAAAAAUGCAUAUAGUAGUUUCAAUGUCAAUAGGAGCCACAGAGAUAAAGACCGGAGCAGGGAGAAGGAUACGUGGAGCUACAUGGAUCCAUGGGAUAAUGACAAUCCUCAAGAUGCCUUCUUGAUUGGUAGGGAUCAGGAGAAACUGAGACGAUCACAGUCAAUGACAACAAGUAAUGUAGAAGUAUUUAUAAUUAUUUAUAUAUAUAGUUUGUUAAUGAUUGUGUAUUUAGAUCACACAUUUUUUUUUUGUUCGUGCGUUUCACCAGAAAAAAUGAAACGUAAGCUUGGACGACCUCAGAAAAAAGGUGGUAAUGCUAAGAACGCACGAUAUGCUCCUACCAGUGUAACUGAUAUAGACCAACUUGGAGGUUUGUUCCGUUACAAUAUCAAUGAAGUUCCUGAUCUAACACCCCGGGAAUUUGUAAUGCACAACAGAGACGAAUGCAUAUCAUGCGUGAGAGGAGAAAAAAAAGAAGCUAUUGGUUUGAUCUUCUUUUUCAUAAUUACAAUGUUUAUUAAUAAUUAUACGUCUGAUUUACACUUAUUAUUUUUUCCGUUAAAAAAACAAACAGAUCUUUUGGCUACUUCUAUCAACACCGAAGAGUUUGCUUGCUUUAUUGCUACUGAUUCUGAGUCCAAUAUAGAUAAUGAUGAAGACUCUAUGUCGGAAAGUGAGGAUGUGGAAAAAUCGAGGUCUGGUAAUAAAAAAAAAGGAAGACCCAAAACACGUGCUAAAAUCUCUGAUUUUUGUGAUGAGGAUGCAACAGAGACCGUUGUUACUAGAACAGAUUUAUUGGAAUCAGUUAGUCAUGUACUGAAAGAUGGAGGUUAUGGUUUUCAUUGUACUAAUAUAUUUCAUUCAACACAUAAUAUAUAACUACUGUGUAAUUAAUACUAAGCAAUGAAUAUUAUUUUAAUUAGGUUAUUACGACGAUGGUGAUCCUAUAUAUAUAUGUGGUAAUUGUAAGGCUUAUAUGUGGUAUGGAGAGAGGUUGGGCAAACGAUAUCGACGUGGGAAGCCUAUAUUCUCCAUGUGUUGUGGUCAGGGUAAAGUCGUUCUUCCACUUCUUAAAUUGGAAAGUGUUGCAAUUUAGCAAAAGAUGAAGUUUUGAAAGUGUUGCUGUAUAUUUACUUAUUGAGAUCGAGCA
This is a messenger RNA of Eutrema salsugineum, 2046 nucleotides long. RefSeq lists its product as uncharacterized. The record is from RefSeq and is a predicted model, not a curated record. The coding region runs from base 660 to 1775 and encodes 371 amino acids. Lineage: Eukaryota; Viridiplantae; Streptophyta; Magnoliopsida; Brassicales; Brassicaceae. The transcript is spliced from 3 exons.